Messenger RNA from Neoarius graeffei (lesser salmon catfish), 2845 nucleotides. RefSeq lists its product as uncharacterized. Bases 1 to 2709 code for a protein of 902 amino acids. The record is from RefSeq and is a predicted model, not a curated record. Lineage: Eukaryota; Metazoa; Chordata; Actinopteri; Siluriformes; Ariidae. The transcript is spliced from 7 exons.
AUGUCGAGCCCUUCUGAGGCCGAUGAUGAGGAACUUGUGCGUGCCACACAAGAGUGUGAGACACAGCUGCAAACAGCAGGCACCAUGCCUCCUCUAGCAGCCACCAUGCCUCCUCCAACAGCCGUCAUGCCUCCUCCAACAGCCGCCAUGCCUCCUCCAGUAGAAGUUGCUCAGCCACAGCCACCGGUGGAUCUCCCCUCUCACUGGAAGGACCAUCUUCCUCCCUUCCAACAGGAGUGGAUUCACCACACACUGUUCAAGGCGAACCCAAAGACUGGGAAACCGGAGCUGGUGACCCAGCUGAAGCUGUGGUGGCAUCCUCCUCAGCCCACCCUCAUUCACACCCAGCCACCGGCGUCACCUAAUCAAUUCUUCUGUCACCCCCUGUUCCUGUGGAUGCCUCACAAGAUGUGGAGGUACCCACUAGUCUGUGUGCGUCCAUCAUGCCAAAAGUACAGCCUUACAGCAGCCGGACUGUAUAGGACCGUGCGCAAGGUCCUGGACAUAGACAGGUGGUAUGACCUUGCAACUGAGUACCUGGAGUGCAAGCGGUGCUCCAAGAAAUAUCCUGCGUGGUCUGAGGAUAUCUUGGCCCAGCUGGAUGUUGGCCACCGCAGCCAGUUCCCAGCUCUGCUAACUUACAGGUACUCAUGUGACAACCGGGUGAUAAGGAUGAUGAGGGAGAGGACACUGGGCAACAGUGUUACCCAGCUGUACAAGAAGCUGAACGAGCAGCACAGUGAGGCGUGGAUGCAGCGCUUCCUGCAGUACCUGACAGCUUGCGAGCCGUUUACAAGGUCUGCAAUCAUCUGCCCAGUAUUUGCAGAUCCCCCAGCCUUACCUGCCAUCCCAAAACCGAAGUGGCUGUUGGCCGUGUUUGCCAGAGAUGUCCUUGGGAGGCUGAAUGAAGUGAAGGCCAAAAUUACAAACACCUUUGGCUCUGUCCUCAAGAUGGACUCCACGAAAAAGAUCACCAAAAAGCUGUCUGGUGCCGCUGCAGGUACAGCUGCUUGGUGUACAAACGUGGGAAAUGAGUACGGCCAAGUACUCACUUCAGUCCUGACGGCCUCCGAGGGACAUGCUCUGGAUGGGAUGGCAACAGGCCUAAUGAAGCGGUACAGGGAGGCAGGUGUAGCUCCACCCGACAUUAUGUACGUGGACAGAGACUGCUGCAGUGGGGCAGUGAACAGGAUGUUUGCCGACUGGGAUGAGCUCCAAGUGCGCCUUGACGUGUGGCAUUUCAUGCGCCGCUUUGCCGCAGGUGUCAACACAGAGGCUCAUCCCCUGUAUGGCAUUUUUAUGAUGCGCCUGUCCAAGUGCAUCUUUGAGUGGGAUCCCGAGGAUGUGUCUGCUCUUCGUGAAGCUAAGAAGAGCGAGCUGGCGGCGAAGGGCAUCCUGGACAUCACAGAGGAGGCUCUCAAUGCCCGGAUAUCUCGGAGGGAGUUGGCGCUGCACUGUCGGAGGAGGACCAGGGGCAUGGAGGAGACCUCCAGACUGCUUGAAGCAUUGAUCAGUCUGUUUGACAGCCCAGCUGGGAAGGACACUCUGGGUGUUCCUCUGCUCGACCAUGAACGGAUCCAGGGAAUAUGGAAGGAUCAGAAGAAGCACGUGGCCUGCAUCCAGGACCCAGACUUCCCCCUCUACAUUAAAACGGGCACCCUGAAGAAAGGCGACGUGGUGCUCAACUGCUACAGGUGUGCCCGUGGCUCCACCUCCCUGGAGUCUUUCCAUCUUCACCUGACUAGGUUUAUCCCAGGAACCAGUGCCAGCGCCUCGCAUUUCCAGGCGUAUCUUCUGGAAGGACUGAUGCGCUGGAACGAGGACAGAAUGAAGGACUCUGUUCAAGCACCCACUUCCAUGCGCACCUACGGCAGUGUUCUGCAGGAGGCCGUGGAUCGGCUCAGCCAAGCCGUUCUGGGAAAACGUUGGGAUGAGCAGUACCGCAGUCCUGGAGUCUACACAGGUGAAUUGUUGGCCAUAGAGUACCUGUACAGCCAGACUGGCAUAUCACUUACUCCAACGCUCCACAACCAAGAGGAGGAGGACCAGCUGGUGGAGGACAUUGAUGACGAGGACAUUGAGGACGAAGGCUUUGAGGAGGAGACAGAGGACAUCACAGUUCCUGUGCUGACUGACGAUGACCAUGACAUUGAAAGGAGGCCCUCAACCACAAGGCGUCGGGCACCUUCACCACCACCUCUACCAGAACUGCCAUCCACGUCCAUGGGUGGAGGUCAGCGUCCAGUUGCUGCUGCCGCCGUUCCGUCCACGUCGGGUCAAGGACUGCACCCUGCUGCUACUGCUGCUGCCACCACUUCAGGGGCUCAGGGCGUCGUCGUUGGACCGGAUGGCAUUCCUGGGUGGGACAAAGUGCAAGAGCUGGCUGCUUACCUGGUGGACCUGCGAGAUGCCGCCUACCUCACUGAGCCACAGGUGACCGAGGUCAUCCAGCUGUGGGCGGCACUCCCAGACAGCGACAAGGAGAGGAUCGACUACCAGCCACGUCACCAGGAGCGGCUGUCGUCUGGUCGAUUCAAGGCACCGAAGCGGUCUGGAGUCACACCGGGUGUGGAGAGCGUCAAGCGCAGCUUGAUAGGUCACCCUGGGGGGCCGGCUCAGUGGCCUGGUACCAGCCGCUUGGUAGACGCCAUGUGCACACGCUUGUGCACUUUGCCCCUGCCUAUGCACAGCGAGCGCUCUACCAUUUGAGCUAAUCCCCCAUAUACAGGAGGUGGCGAACCACUCAUUUUUUUUCUUUCUUUGGCCAAUGUCUCCAUCUAGUGGUCAACUAUCUAGUUUUACUUGUGUUCCCCAGUGUUGUAUAAUUAAAAGAAAAGAAAAGAAA